ACUCUUCUACGCCUCUCUCUCUGCAAUUACUCUUUGAGAGAAUCUCUUUCUAGAAUAUUGAGUAUUGCUGACUUGAGCGUCGGAGUGUUUUCCCCAAGGAAACAUCAUUGGGAAUUUCAGGUGUGGAAGCAGCUGAAGAUAUCAACAGUGUUGGAUCACGAAGCUGCCCAAACAUUUGGUGUCGUCUGUGGGAAACGAACAAAAAGAACUGCGACGUAACUAGCUCGAGCUGAAAAUGGUGCGAACCGUCACAAGAAACCACCCCCCACGAGGCAACAUGGACGAACAGGACAAUACUCAGCUCUUGGAAAGUGAUUUGAAUGACUUCCAACCAAUGCCCAAAAACCUUUUCGUGGGAGGAGCAGAACAAGAACAAUCAAAUACUUCGGACGAUGAACGAACACCCACUGGGUCCAUGAAAGCUGCUCAGACGACCGAGCUAGAAGAAAGAACCAAGGUUUUAGAAAUGGCCAUGGGAAAAAUCCUCUCUCGCUUGAUCCCUGAUGACCCCUUAAUCCCUCUACUAAAUAGGGGAGAACAGUCUACUACAGUAGUUGCCACCCGUAAUUCCUCAGCUUUAAGAACAUAUGAUGGCUCCAAUGACCCGGAUGAACAUUUACACACCUAUCAAGCCAUCAUGAAGAUUCAGAAUGCUAUCGAUGCCAUGAUGUGCAAAGUAUUCCCUGCAACAUUGAAAUCCACUGCCAGAAGAUGGUCAACAAGUUUCAUACUGUCAGAAGACUUCCAAUCGUCUAAACGGCGAGUUGACGAUAAACAAAGUAAAGAGCAUAAGCAGCCUGAAGCAACGGAAGAGAAGAAAAAGCAGAAGGUGGGCGAGCAGAGAGGAAAGCCACUGUCAUUCCCUAGAUAUGCCAAUUAUAUCCCUCUGAGCUCGUCAAGAUCUCAGAUAUUGGCGCAGAUACAACAUUGGGUCAAGAGACCACCUCCUCAAACACAUGAAUACCCACAAGCUGAUAAAAGCAAAUAUUGUGACUAUCACCGAGCUUAUGGUCAUAACACAGAUGAUUGUCAGAGCUUAAAGGACGAGCUAGAAUUCUUAGCUCGCAAUGGGAAAUUGGAAGGAUACGUCCAGAAACCUUAUGCCCAGCAACCCAGGGAGGAGCCUGAUAUUAUGAUGCUCCAUGCAGACCCCUUUGUAGCAACAGUGCACAUAGACAAUCAUAAUGUCAACAAAGUCUUCAUUGAUACAGGUACGGAGCCACGGUUCAGGAUGGCAUCUGUCAGCUUCUUGGUGGUUAAGAUGGAGUCAGCAUACAAUGCCAUAAUUGGGAGAGCCACGCUGUGCGAGCUGAAAGCUAUCAUUUCCCAGCCACACCUUUGUAUGAAAUUCCCAACUCCUCAGGGAAUAGGGGUGCUCAAGGGAAAUCAAAAAAUGGCUAGAGCAUGCUACCAGGACACUUUCAAGAAAGUUGAACUAGCUCCAAUGCCAAAAACUCCUUCUCUGGUUACUAGACCGAACCAACCAGAAUCGGGCAAAUUCCUGGGGUAUGUGAUGUCUAAGAAAGGAAUUGAGGUCAACUCGGAUAAGGUUAUGGCUGUGCAGCAGAUGAAACCUCCUAAGACCGUGAAAGAUGUACAGCGUCUAACAGGUCGUCUUGCCGCCCUGCACAGAUUCAUGGCCAGGUUGGCAGAAAGAUGCCUCCCAUUCUUCAGAGCUUUGCGAGAGCCAAAAAGCUUCCAGUGGACGAGUGAAUGCCAACAGGCCUUUGAUGAACUUAAGCAAUACCUGGCAUCCCCACCUUUGCUCUCCAAGCCUAUUGAAGGAGAAAGGUUGUACUUAUAUCUGGGGAUAGCAGAUGAGGCGGUCAAUUCAAUUCUGUUAAGGGAGCAAGAUAAACAACAGAAACUCAUCUGUUAUAUCAGUAAAGUCUUGCAAGAUGCAGAACGAAAUUAUCCUAUUGCUGAAAAAGCUACUUUUGCACUUGUCUACACUGCCCAAAAGCUGAGGGCUUAUUUCCAAUCUCACGAUAUCAUUGUCUACACUGACCUACCGCUAAAAAAGAUACUGCAGAAACCAGAGCUUUCUAGUUGGCUAAUUGGAUGGGCAGUCGAGCUGAGCGAAUACGACCUCAAAUUUCAACCAUGCACAGCCAUCAAGGGUCAAGCUUUAGCAAACUUCCUAGUGGAGUGCCACCCACCAGCUGAAGAAAAAACCUCGCCAGCGGGACCGAUAUGGACUCUGUUUGUAGAUGGGGCUGCGAGCGUUGAAGGAUCAGGGGCAGAGGCAGUGCUAAUAGACCCAAACGGUUUCAAAUCUGAGCACGCAUUGAGAUUUAGCUUUAAGACCACGAAUAACGCCGCCGAGUACAAAGCACUCAUCUAUGGUCUGAAGCUGGCGUCCGCGCUGAAAGCACAGCACAAAAGAGUCUUCAGCGACUCCCAGCUCGUAGUCAAGAUGAAGGCAAACUUUAUUUCGUUUCGGAUUGAUAAGAUACCAAGGGCGGAUAAUAAACGAGCUAAUGAGUUGUCGAAGCUGGCUUCAUCGCAAGAUAUCAAUCCUCAUAGGAUGACAGUUGUUGAGAUCCUAGACGAAUCGAGUUACACUGACUUGGGGGACAAGUGCUUGGUGUUGAGUACAGAUCCCUCAUCGCUGAGCUGGACUACGCCAUUGAUUAAGUACUUGCGAAAUGGUGAAUUGCCUGAGGAUCCAUCUAAUGCUCGAUUGGUUAGGCGUAGGGCGGCACAUUUUACCUUGAUUAACGACCAGUUGUAUAAGCGAGUGGCUUCAAUGCCCCUACUACGCUGUCUCACUCCCUAUAAAGCUGAAUACGCAAUGAGAGAGGGGUUUUACUGGCCUACCAUGGUCGAAGACGCACAGAGUUACGUUAAAAAGUGCCCGACCUGUCAGUUCAACGCUGAUGACAUUCACAUGCUAGGGCAAAUGUUAUCUUCUCUCACAUCACCCUGGCCUUUCGCCCAGUGGGGCGUUGACCUCCUCGGACCCUUUAUCAAAGGUGAAGGAGGCUGCACGCACCUCAUUAUCGCUGUAGAUUACUUUACUAAAUGGAUAGAAGCCAAACCAUUAUCCAUGACAACUGAAAGGAAGAUUGAGGAAUUCAUAUUCAAUUCCAUAUUAUGCAGGUUUGAUAUUCCUAGACGAAUCAUUGUUGAUAAUGGGCCUCAAUUUCGAGCUGCUGCCCUCAGGUCGUUUUGUAAUGAUUACGGUAUUGAGCUCUCCCUCACGUUUGUGUAUACCCCACAGUCCAACGGACAGGCAGAGUUAGCUAAUAAGAUAGUUCUGCAAGGACUUAAGACAUGUGUCCUAGCCGCCCACUCCAACUGGGUUGACGAGCUCAAUAAGGUAUUAUUGUCAUGCCGUACAACUCCCAGCUCAGCUACUGGAGAGACCCCAUUCUCCCUUGCUUAUGGAACUGAAGCCGUUCUUCUUGUGGAAGUCGGUUUAGCCACUAACCAAUAUGCCCGGCUUGAUCAUCCUGAUAACGAGCAAUUCCUCAGAGAAAACCUAGACCUAGUGGAAGAGGUUAGGGAAGCAUCUAGGAUUAAAAACAUGGUGUAUCAAGGCCACGUCGCCAAAUUUUACAAUAAGCAGAUCAAUGGGCAUGGAUGCGUCAGCACGAGCUGGAGAAGGGAUGGUAGCAGCGGGGACGGGCUAAGGUGUUGCACCGUCGUGUCAGUAGGGGAAGCAAGGCUCUUCCCUUCUUCAUCGAACUCCUCACCCUCAAAGAAAGCUAGCUCACCAAUUGGAAAGUCUAGUCGCACCCACCAGCCACUUCGCGCCUUGAGCUCACGCGAUGCUUAUGCAGCGCUGGUGUUGAGUUUUGGCCUUCCUCAGCCUUUCCUCUGCGCGAGCAAGGUCCUGAUUGGCCACUGCUACCCUCUGUCUAAGAGUGUUGAGGUCAUUCAAAGCAUUGUCUCUUUCAGCCUUAGCCUUCUUUGCGCGAUCCACCACACAAACGACCUCAUCCAUGGCCGCUUGGAUCCCACUCUCCUUUUCGGCCUGAACCUUCUCCAAACUCCUCCUUCAGCUGGUUGACUUUGUUGGCCAACUCAUCAGCCCGGCUCUCUGCUGAUGCAGCUCUGUUGGCCAUCUCUAAGCUUUGCAAGCGGUUCACCUCAUCCUACAAGCUUGCCUUGUUAGAUGUUAGCCUCUUGCACGAGUCAGUUAGCUUG
Rubroshorea leprosula is the source of this 4152-nucleotide messenger RNA. The record is from the annotation of a GenBank genome assembly. Lineage: Eukaryota; Viridiplantae; Streptophyta; Magnoliopsida; Malvales; Dipterocarpaceae.